AUGGAAAAGAUUGUGACAUGGCUUGAAUCCAAUAAUGGGUUCAAGGCCAUUGGUGUUCAUGGAAUGUGUGGCACGGGAAAGACCACUCUUGCCAAAAUGGUUCUGAGUGAUCCACGAGUCAAAGACAAGUACAAGAAGCCCAUAUGGGUGUGUUUGUACGACUUGCAAUCAAAAGAAGAAAUGGAUAUUAGGAUUGUUAAGGAGAUGUUGGCACUUUUGGAUGAUGAUCCUGAUCUAUUGGCGGAGGAACCUGAAGAUAAGUGGCUGGUGAAAAAUCUUCAUGAUAAACUCUUGGAUCAGAAGAAGUACUUGAUUGUGUUGGAUGCUGUGUGGCAUUGCAACGAUUGGUUUAAUAAUUUGUUCUGUGUUGAUCAAGAUGGUGGUGAUACGAGCAAAGAACUCUUUUCCCAAGCCUUGCCCAAAGAAACUGGUGGUGCUGUCAUUGUCACCAGCAGACAAAAGGAAGUGACUACUAAAUUGGUGCGUGAAGAGAAUUUGAUUCAUCUUAAGCCUUGGGGUGAUGAAAAAUUGAAGAACUUUGUGAAGAAGUGUUUGGAAAAACAAGAUAAAAUCACUGAGGAAAACAUUAACUGUGUUGCUUAUCAUUGUCAUGGUAUUCCUUAUGUUGCUGCAACCAUGUCAGGUUGGAUAGCUAAGCAGAUCACCAAAAAGUCAGAUUCUAAUUGA
Molecule: messenger RNA, 687 nt
Organism: Vigna umbellata (rice bean)
Lineage: Eukaryota; Viridiplantae; Streptophyta; Magnoliopsida; Fabales; Fabaceae
Product: putative disease resistance protein At4g19060
Molecular function (GO): ADP binding
Source: RefSeq, a predicted model, not a curated record